Messenger RNA from Manis javanica (Malayan pangolin), 1158 nucleotides. It is a transcript of the gene ACOT8, whose product is annotated as acyl-CoA thioesterase 8. Gene Ontology annotation, cellular component: peroxisomal matrix. Lineage: Eukaryota; Metazoa; Chordata; Mammalia; Pholidota; Manidae. Gene Ontology annotation, molecular function: fatty acyl-CoA hydrolase activity. Gene Ontology annotation, biological process: fatty acid catabolic process; acyl-CoA metabolic process. The record is from RefSeq and is a predicted model, not a curated record.
CUAGAACAAUCUGCCGGAAGCUCCAAGUCUCAGCUUUUUCCGUCCAGCGCAAAGUCCCCUGCGGGCAGCAAGCGAAGAUGUCGUCGCUGCGGGCCCCGGAGGACGGGCAGGGCGACGGCGAUCCCGCUGGGGACCUUCGCAGCGUCCUGGUCACCAGCGUGCUCAACCUCGAGCCACUGGACGAGGAUCUCUUCAGAGGAAGGCAUUACUGGGUGCCCACAACCCAGCGGCUGUUUGGGGGUCAGAUCGUGGGCCAGGCUCUGGUGGCUGCAGCCAAGUCUGUGAGUGAAGACGUCCACGUGCACUCCUUGCACUGCUACUUUGUACGGGCAGGCGAUCCAAAGGUGCCUGUGUUGUACCAGGUGGAGCGAACGCGAACAGGGGCGAGCUUCUCGGUGCGCUCUGUGAAGGCUGUGCAACAUGGCAAGCCCAUCUUCAUCUUCCAGGCCUCCUUCCAGCAGACACAGCCCAGCCCCGUGCAGCACCAGUUCUCCAUGCCCACAGUGCCCCUGCCAGAAGAGCUGCUUGACCGCGAGGCCCUCAUUGACCAGUAUUUAAGGAACCCUGAACUCCAAGAGAAGUACCGUGUGGGGCUGAACCGAAUUGCUGCCCAGGAGGUACCCAUUGAGAUCAAGAUGGUAAACCCACCCACCCUGAGCCAGCUGCAGAACAUGGAGCCCAAACAGAUGUUCUGGGUGCGAGCCCGGGGCUAUAUUGGGGAGGGCGACAUCAAGAUGCAUUGCUGCGUGGCUGCCUACAUCUCGGACUAUGCCUUCCUGGGCAUAGCACUGCUGCCCCAUCAGUGGCAGCACCAGGUGCGCUUCAUGGUCUCCCUGGACCAUUCCAUGUGGUUCCAUGCCCCUUUCCGAGCCGACCACUGGAUGCUGUAUGAGUGCGAGAGCCCCUGGGCUGGUGGCUGCCGGGGGCUGGUCCACGGGCGGCUGUGGCGUCAGGACGGGGUCCUGGCCGUGACCUGUGCUCAGGAGGGCGUGAUCCGAGUGAAGCCCCAGGCCUCAAACAACAAGCUGUAGCCAGAGGUACGAGCUUGGCCUGGGACUUCAGGGAUCCCCCUUCCUCCCCCAACUCCUGAGGCAGGAGUUAUAAUCAAGGCUGGGCCUUCUGUUCCUCAUAUCCAAUAAAGAGACUGAUAGCGCUGGA